CUUCCCAUCUACUUUCAGACUUCCUUCCCCUACUACACAAACAGCCUCAAGUCAACACCAACACUCAUCCACAAUGGUCAAGGUCCUCGCUAUCCUCUACUCUGGUGGUCAAUCCGCCAAGGAAGAACCCCGUCUCCUCGGUACCAUCGAGAAUCAGCUCGGCAUCGCCAACUGGCUCAAGGAGCAAGGUCACGAAUUGGUUGUCACCGACGACAAGGAAGGCAGCUCUUCAGAGUUCCAGAAACACUUGCCCGACACUGAAAUCCUCAUCACCACCCCUUUCCACCCUGGCUACCUCACCGCCGACCUCAUUGAGAAGGCUCCCAAACUCAAGCUCUGUGUGACUGCGGGCGUUGGUUCCGAUCACAUUGACCUCAACGCUGCCAACAAGCACAAGAUCACUGUCGCCGAAGUCUCUGGUUCCAACGUCGUCUCUGUCGCCGAACAUGUGUUGAUGACCAUCCUCACCCUCGUCCGCAACUUUGUCCCCGCCCACGAGCAGAUUGUCAACGACGACUGGAACGUCGCCGCCGUCGCCCGUAACGCCUUUGACCUUGAGGGCAAGGUUGUCGGUACAGUUGGUGCUGGCCGAAUUGGUUACCGAGUCUUGCAGAGGUUGCAGCCUUUCGACUGCAAGGAGCUCUUGUGGUUUGACUAUGCCGACUUGCCUCCUGAUGCUGCCAAGGCUAUCAAGGCUCGACGAGUUGAGAAGCUCGAAGACUUUGUUGCCCAGUGCGAUGUCAUCACUAUCAACUGCCCCCUCCACGAACAAACCCGUGGCCUGUUCAACAAGGAACUCAUCUCCAAGAUGAAGCCCGGAUCCUGGCUCAUCAACACCGCCCGAGGCGCCAUCGCCGACCGGACCGCCGUCAAGGAGGCUCUCGCGUCUGGUCACCUCCGAGGCUACGGUGGUGAUGUGUGGGAUGUCCAGCCUGCUCCUCAGGACCACCCCUGGAGGCACUCUUUCAACCCGCUCAAUGGUGGUAAUGCUAUGGUCCCGCACUGUGAGUUCUUCUCGCCUGCUAGGUGUGUUUGGGUGAUGGCUGAUGGCUUUGAUAAGACUCUGGUACCACUCUCGACGCCCAGAAGCGAUACGCUGAAGGCACCAAGGAAAUCAUCCGCCGAUACUUCCAAGGCGAGGAGCAAGAUCCCGUCAAUCUCAUCGUCGUUGAUGGCGAGUACGCGUCCAAGGCUUACGGCCAGCGCGCGGCCAAAAAGAAGGAAGUCAGCCAGGAGAAGGCUGCCAAGUAAGAUGGCAAUUGGUAGUUUUAGUUGUCGAUAGGUCGUAAGAAGUAAAAAAGAGUCGAAUGGAUGGAUUUUUGAAUAGGCAGCGCUCUGAAAUUUCGAA
This is a messenger RNA of Cryptococcus amylolentus CBS 6039, 1348 nucleotides long. RefSeq names its product formate dehydrogenase. Gene Ontology annotation, cellular component: cytosol. The record is from RefSeq and is a predicted model, not a curated record. NCBI's taxonomy places the organism in Eukaryota, Fungi, Basidiomycota, Tremellomycetes, Tremellales, Cryptococcaceae. Gene Ontology annotation, molecular function: NAD binding; oxidoreductase activity, acting on the CH-OH group of donors, NAD or NADP as acceptor; formate dehydrogenase (NAD+) activity. Bases 74 to 1282 code for a protein of 402 amino acids. The transcript is spliced from 9 exons.